Messenger RNA from Ectocarpus sp. CCAP 1310/34, 1517 nucleotides. NCBI's taxonomy places the organism in Eukaryota, Phaeophyceae, Ectocarpales, Ectocarpaceae. The record is from the annotation of a GenBank genome assembly.
CAUCCUGUCCAAAGGCUCCCUGUCGAUCGAGUGCAUGGUACCGUAGGAUGAUCGGUUCUCGCCGCUGUCGGCGAGCCUUUGCAUCCCUCAGAGCAACGCGCGCAAGCAUAGCGUCACCGACACAUCGAGGUCUAAAAUGCGGCGCAAUUAGGUGGCCCAAGUCCGUUUCUCUCGUGGAAGUCGGCCCCAGAGACGGACUGCAGAAUGAGUCCUCCACCGUGCCAACUGAGGUCAAGGUGGAAUUGAUUGAUCGUUUGGCAUCGGCCGGGUGUAAAGCUAUCGAAGCUGCAUCCUUCGUCAGCCCCAAGUGGGUUCCGCAGAUGGCUGACGGCGGCCGAGUCCUGGCCAAUCUUGGAAGAGCCCCGGGCGUCAAAUAUGCGGCCCUGACGCCGAACCUACGAGGGCUUGAGGCAGCGCUCGAGGCUGGUGCUGAUGAGGUUGCGGUUUUUGCUGCGGCGUCAGAGGCAUUCAGUGCUGCCAACAUCAACUGCUCAAUUGUUGAGAGCUUAGAACGCUUCAAGCCAGUCAUGGACAAGGCCAAGGUAGCGGGGUUGCCAGUACGGGGCUACGUGUCGUGCGUACUCGGGUGCCCAUACGAGGGGCGCGUGGCUCCAGGAGCGGUUGCGGAGGUGGCGACUUCCCUGUUGGACAUGGGAUGUUACUCUGUGUCACUGGGAGACACCAUCGGCGCGGGCACAGCUGGUAGUACCCUUGUCCUCUUGGAAAACUUGAGAGAAGCGGGAGUGCCGCUGGAGAAGAUGGCAGUGCAUUUCCACGACACAUACGGGCAGGCCUUGGCUAACAUCCUCGUUGCGCUGGAGGAGGGUAUUACUGUGUUGGACACUUCGGUUUCUGGCCUAGGGGGUUGCCCAUACGCUCCCGGGGCAAGCGGCAACGUCGCAACAGAAGACGUGGUGUACAUGUUGGAUGGGAUGGGAAUCAACACGGGCAUAGACCUAGAUAUGUUGUUAGACACUUCUCUGUACAUUUCAGAUAAGCUGGGUAGGCCGCCCCAGUCCAGGGUAGCGAGAGCGAUGUUGGCCAAGCGAGGUUGACUGUUGGCAGCUAGUGACACCAUAUGUGUUUGUCCGUGAUUUGUACAUAGCACACAUUCGAAGGAGCGACUACGUUGGUACCUAUUUUGUGUUCGGCUGCCCUUUUGGCAUCUCUAUCGACGUGAACCUAUUCAUUGGCACCCCGGAAUCGUUUAUGUAUUGUCAAGGAAGCAGACACGCGCCUUCUUCAUGUUUCCUCCCUUGACGAGGGUUUUUGGGGACUAAUUCGCUGCGUGUCAAGUUUGGAACAAUCGAGUUUUGAGUCGAGCGCGCAUGGUGUGUUCUACAUGACAACAAACGAGACGUGCGCGUUGUGAUGUCGCUGCAUGUGGUUGUUACCGAGGGGUAUGACAGGAUUCGGUUUCUAGGAGCUACCACUGAUGAUGGCGCUGAUGUUCGACAGAUUUUUUGACGCAGCAGCGAAUCCGUGUCAGUGACACCAUAGGGACGGAAGCAUCGGAU